Prosopis cineraria is the source of this 2134-nucleotide messenger RNA. Its product is annotated as sodium/hydrogen exchanger 6-like. Bases 99 to 1691 code for a protein of 530 amino acids. The transcript is spliced from 22 exons. NCBI's taxonomy places the organism in Eukaryota, Viridiplantae, Streptophyta, Magnoliopsida, Fabales, Fabaceae. Gene Ontology annotation, cellular component: membrane; endosome. The record is from RefSeq and is a predicted model, not a curated record. Gene Ontology annotation, molecular function: sodium:proton antiporter activity. Gene Ontology annotation, biological process: sodium ion transport; regulation of pH; proton transmembrane transport.
UUCAUCGGAACUGCCUCUUGCUCUAAAGGAAUCGAUUCGAGCAUUGCCCGUGUUGGUGUUGAGGGUGGCAACUUCAGGUGAAGCUUCGAGCAUCGUCCAUGGGCGACGCAAUUUCUCCUGCCGGUCAGGUCCAACAAGCUGCCGGCGUGGGAAUUCUUCUUCAGAUUGUGAUGUUGGUUUUAUCUUUCGUGCUCGGCCACAUUCUUCGUCGCAAGAAGAUAUACGUCAUUCCUGAAGCCAGUGCUUCUCUUCUCAUAGGAUUAAUCGUUGGAGGGGUAGCUAACAUUUUUAAGAUAGAGAAUGGCAUUAUCAGGGCGUGGUUCAAUUUUCAUGAGGAAUUUUUUUUCUUGUUCCUGUUACCUCCCAUAAUAUUUCAGUCUGGGUUCAGUCUCUCACCUAAACCUUUCUUCUUAAAUUUUGGAGCUAUUGUGACAUUUGCUAUAUUCGGUACUUUUAUAGCUUCAAUAGUAACGGGUAUUCUAGUUUAUCUUGGCGGACAGAUCCACCUCAUGUAUAAACUACCAUUUGUUGAGUGCAUAAUGUUUGGUGCUCUUAUAUCAGCAACUGAUCCUGUUACUGUUUUGUCCAUAUUUCAGGAGCUUGGCACAGAUGUUAACCUAUAUGCCUUGGUUUUUGGAGAAUCUGUUUUAAAUGAUGCAAUGGCAAUUUCCUUGUACAGGACGGCGUCAUUGGUUAAAACUCACCCAUCUGGACCAAAUUUCUUCAUGAUAGUUGUUAGUUUUGUGGAAUUCUUUGUUGGCUCAAUGUCUGCAGGCGUUGGAGUUGGUUUUAUAUCUGCUUUGCUAUUUAAGCAUGCAGGGCUGGAUAUUUACAAUCUUCAGAACUUGGAGAGCUGUCUUUUUGUUCUCUUCCCUUAUUUCUCGUACAUGCUUGCAGAAGGUCUUGGCAUGUCUGGGAUCGUAUCAAUAUUGUUCGCGGGAAUACUCAUGAAGCGCUACACAUAUUCAAAUUUGUCCACAAGUUCUCAAAGAUUCGUCUCCUCAUUUUUUGAGUUAAUAUCAUCUUUGGCAGAGACAUUUGUAUUUAUAUACAUGGGCCUUAAUAUUGCAAUGGAGAAACAUCGUUGGUCACAUGUUGGAUUUAUAUUCUUCUCAAUUAUAUUCAUUGGGGUUGCAAGGGCAGCAAAUGUCUUUUCCUGUGUCUUUCUGGUCAACCUCGUCAGACCUGCUCAUCAAAAGAUUCCUCCAAAUCAUCAGAAAGCACUUUGGUAUAGUGGACUUCGAGGGGCAAUGGCCUUUGCCCUUGCUCUGCAAUCAUUUCAUGAUCUUCCAGAAGGACAUGGUCAGACCAUAUUUACUGCUACUACUGCAAUAAUUAUUUUGACGGUGUUAUUGACUGGUGGAUCAACGAGUUACAUGCUGGGAGCUCUGGAAGUUGUAGGUGAUAGCAAUAAAAUUGAUAGUCCUCUGGGCUCUGAAGAAACCGUGAAUUUUAAAGACAACAAUAGUGAUCCUGUUUCUUCUCACAAUGAAGAGUCAUCAUCAGGGAACAAAUUCAGGGUAAGGCUAGAAGGACUCCGCAACAGUGCCGUAUCUCUUACAGCUUUAGAUAGAAACUACCUCACUCCAUUCUUUACAAGUCAAAGCGAAGACGAAGCAGAUGCCAAACUUUUGACUGCUAGUAGAAGUCACAGAGCAGGCUUCCAUGACGAUAACCAUGAUUCUCCAUGAACUCGCUAUCAUUGUAAAAGGUAUGCUUGAAAGCUAAAUCAAUUCAUAGACAUGGUGGAGAAUACAGGUAUCUGGUAUCCUUCCUUCAUUCCAAGUUACAAUUGCUAAUCUUGCGUCAAGUAGGUAAUGUACUGUGUGGCCCAUGUGGCUGUGGGUUGGACACUUAGUAAGAGAUAUUACCAGCAUGAGUAAGAUUCCAUGAAAGCUGAUACAUGUCUUGCCUCUGUUCUGCCAAGAAAGAAAUGGAAAUGUAGAAAGAGGAUCAUAAUCCUACUUUGUAAUGUCUGUUGAUCUGGAUCCUUUGCAUUUUCCCCCAAGUGACAAUGAAUUAAUUUUUAGUUGAGAGAAACAUUUGGAGGCAUGAAACUUAAUUUAUAGGUCCAUUUGUUUCUAAACAAUUGGAAUCAGAAAAUACAGAGGAUCCAAAUUGUAGUUCUGUAUGU